Messenger RNA from Misgurnus anguillicaudatus (oriental weatherfish), 764 nucleotides. RefSeq names its product LYR motif containing 5a (gene lyrm5a). The record is from RefSeq and is a predicted model, not a curated record. Gene Ontology annotation, biological process: respiratory electron transport chain. Gene Ontology annotation, cellular component: mitochondrion. Lineage: Eukaryota; Metazoa; Chordata; Actinopteri; Cypriniformes; Cobitidae.
UGCCACCUGACCUUUAUUUUGAAAAUCCACCAUGCUAUGGCGUUUCCUCCGCACGUCCUAAACAAACCCCACUGAUAUGAACUUGACUUGUAGGAUCAGGAGAAAUACCUUAUAAUGGCUAAUCCAUUGAGAGGAGAGGUGACCAGAUUGUAUAAAAAUCUUCUGUAUCUUGGCCGGGACUAUCCAAAAGGAACUACAUACUUUAGGGAGCGUCUAAAAGCAGCUUUCAUGAAGAACAAAGAUGUCACGGAUCCUGAGAAAAUUAAAAAGCUGAUUGACCGUGGAGAUUUUGUGAUUAAAGAACUUGAGGCCAUGUAUUACCUGAGGAAAUACAGAACAUUGAAGAAACGCUAUUAUGAACCAGAGCACUAAAAUCUGUUGAAACUCUCUGUGCCAAACUAUAAAUGGAUGCGGAAUCAAAAGCAAAUGUCUUUUAUAUAUUUGGAUGCUUGUAUGUUUAUUUUUACUGCUGCUGUAGUAAGAUUUCAGAAGGUUUCCUUAUAUGUGUGUGUAUAUAUAUAUAUAUAUAAGUUGUACAAACAUUUUCAGCUUUAUAAUAUUUCUACGGCGAAGUCUGAGUAGAUAUCUCCACAUCACAGAAAGCAUGAUUUGUUUUUCCAAGCGAUAUUUCUAACUCUCGUGCAAGAUCAAGCUUUCCCGCUGUACCUAAAACCUGUAAGUGCAAAUAAUAGAAAAUGCUCAUAGUUAUAAAAAUAGUAUAAGUGUGUACAUGUAUAUAUGCAUUAAAGUCCGUAUUUACCUUU